Messenger RNA from Neomonachus schauinslandi (Hawaiian monk seal), 1321 nucleotides. It is a transcript of the gene C1QTNF12, whose product is annotated as C1q and TNF related 12. The transcript has 8 exons. Gene Ontology annotation, molecular function: hormone activity. The coding region runs from base 266 to 1291 and encodes 341 amino acids. NCBI's taxonomy places the organism in Eukaryota, Metazoa, Chordata, Mammalia, Carnivora, Phocidae. The record is from RefSeq and is a predicted model, not a curated record. Gene Ontology annotation, biological process: positive regulation of insulin receptor signaling pathway; negative regulation of gluconeogenesis; positive regulation of D-glucose import across plasma membrane.
GCCGGCGCCGGCCCCAGCCCGCGGGCUCAGGAGCGCGUCUGCCUCUGCCGGGUCCCUUGUGUCGUCUGCCCGUCGUGGUGCCCGUCCUACUGCUGUCCAGGCUCGCCCUGCCUGCGCAUGCACGGGGGGCGGCUAGGUGCCCCCUGGGGCUGUGUCUUCCCCCAGGGGCCCUGAGUGCUGGCUGCAGUGCCGCCCCCAUGAGCACACCUGGGAGUCCCCGCUCGCCGCGCUGAGCCGCCACCAAGGUCUGGAGCCGCUGGGCGCCAUGCGCUGGGCUUGGGCCGCCGCCAUGGCCCUCUGGCUGCAGGUCAUGCUCCUUGGGGGCGUCGGGGCGCAGCGGGAGCCCAAGAGGCCACGGCAGCCCAGCCAGCGCACUGAGCCCCCCACGGCCACCGCGUCCAACAGUGAGGGGCUGCUCCGCUCCCCCAAGCCACCUGAGGCCCUGGGGUCUGAGUUCUCAGACGCCCACAUGACAUGGCUGAACUUCGUCCGGCGGCCAGAUGAGGGGGCCUCGAAGACACGGUGCCGGGGCCGGGACAAGAAGUCGCGAGGCCUCUCUGGCCCCCCCGGGCCCCCCGGGCCUCCCGGACCCCCCGGACCCCCCGGUGCCGCAGUCACCCAGGAGGCCCUGCUUCAAGAGUUUCAGGAGAUGCUGAAAGAGGCCACCGAGCGCCGGUUCUUGGGGCUGCUGGGCCCGUUGCUGCCUGAGGGGACUGGUGGGCGGCUGGUGGCCGAGGCUUUCCACUGUGCACUGAAGGGCCCCAUGGUGGUGGACGAGAAGACGCUGGUGGAGCUGCAUGGCUUCCAGGCCCCCACGGCCCAGGGCGCCUUCCUGCGGGGGUCUGGCUUGAGCCUGGCCUCGGGCCGGUUCACAGCCCCGGUGACCGCCAUCUUCCAGUUUUCUGCCAGCCUGCAUGUGGACCACAGGGAGCUGCAGGGCAGGGUGCGGCCGCGGGCUCGGGACACAGUGCGGGUGCUCAUCUGCAUUGAGUCUCUGUGUCAUCGACACACGUCCCUGGAGGCCAUCUCGGGCCUGGAGAGCCGCGGCAGGGUCUUCACCGUGCAUGUGGAGGGGCUGCUGCAAUUGCAGGCGGGCGCCGUGGGUGGUGAUGCCCACUGUGGGGUGUCUGCAGGCUGGACAGUAUGCCUCCGUCUUUGUGGACAACGGCUCCGGGACCACCCUCACCAUCCAGAGUGGCUCCAGCUUCUCCGGCCUGCUCCUGGGCACCUGAGGGCCAGACAGGGGCCAAGAGCACCUGCUGGCCCUCACACACCCACUGUCCUCUGUUAAACCUGUGGUCACAGCAAUAAAGAGCUCUCA